This is a messenger RNA of Musa acuminata subsp. malaccensis (wild Malaysian banana), 1335 nucleotides long. RefSeq names its product cyclin-dependent kinase inhibitor 4. Gene Ontology annotation, cellular component: nucleus. NCBI's taxonomy places the organism in Eukaryota, Viridiplantae, Streptophyta, Magnoliopsida, Zingiberales, Musaceae. The record is from RefSeq and is a predicted model, not a curated record. Gene Ontology annotation, biological process: negative regulation of cyclin-dependent protein serine/threonine kinase activity. Gene Ontology annotation, molecular function: cyclin-dependent protein serine/threonine kinase inhibitor activity.
AGUUGCGACCUUUCCCUUCUUCCAACGAAGUCUUCUCUCUCUCCCUCGUGCGGUUCUCCGCCUCUGCAGUCGGACCUCUUCGCCUGCGCCACUUUGCUUCGAUCCUUCUGCCAUCCUUUCUCCCUGUUGCUCCUCUGUUUUCUGCCGUUCCUCUGCAAAGUUGAUCUUUCCGUCGAUUACCGCCGAGAGAUCGGUUUUCUUAGGACGAAAUCGCAGGAACCAGGCAUGGGGAAGUUCGUGAGGAAGGCCAGGAUCGGCGGAGAAAAGGCGGUCGUGGAGGCCGCACACCCCCAGCCCUCGCUCGGUGCCCGCACCAGGGCAAGAACCUUGACGCUCAAGCGCUUCCACGAGUCCUCGCUGCAGGUCGCCUCCUCCUACCUCCAGCUACGAAGCCGCCGUCUCGAGAAGCACUUCCCCGUGCCGUCCUCUGCCAAGUCCAGGGCCGCUAGUAAGAACAGACAGAGAGCUAACCGUGAUACCAGGAUCAGCACCUACAAGCCGGCCGAAACGGAGGUUAACCCGGUGACUUUGGUCUCGCUGGGCUCGGCGUCGACGAGGAGUCGCUGCUCCAAGGAGGCAACGACAGGAGCUAUUUGCGAGGCCUCGCCGGAGGGUGAUGCUGAGAUUGAAGCUUCGUCUGGGGAGAAUGUUCUUGAAUUCGACAGGAGUGCUAGAGAGACCACACCUUGCAGUUUGAUAAGGGAUUCAGAAACCAUAGUAAGUCUUGGUUCAACAACCUGGCCGACCAAGUCCACUGCUAGCAUUAAAUUGCAGGCAUCAGUUGCCAGUUGCAUCCCAACUGCCUUUGAAUUGGAAGAGUUUUUUUCUGGGCCAGAACAACUCCAACAGAGAAGUUUUAUGGAGAAGUACAACUUCGAUGUGGUGAAGGAUCAACCACUGCCUGGCCGCUACGAGUGGGUGAAACUGGAUCCUUAGAAGUUCACCAGUCAAGCAAACUUUCCUUUUGAAGCUCCGCCCAACCUUUUCACAGCAGGGCAAGCUGCAGUGGUGGUGUUAGCCACCCUUUAGAAAAAAAAAAAACAAACAAUGGCACCAAUACUACUACCCUGUAGUCUAACGUUCGAUAGAACACUGAGCUUAUAAGCUAAAUCCUGGAUGUAGAAAACCUCAACUUUUGAAGCCUCACGUGACAUUUUGUGGGUGUUCAUGUUGGUAGUUUCUUAGCUUCUCCAAAUGUAUCAUAUCCGAAUGGCCCUUUUGCUGUUUAUGGGGGUGUAUACGUAGUUAAACCUUUGUUUACUUAUCGUGUAUACUUAGUACUGGUGAGAGCGAAAGUUCUCUUUGGUAAUAAAGUGACCUGACCCCGUUUUCCCC